Mus pahari (shrew mouse) is the source of this 1352-nucleotide messenger RNA. RefSeq names its product butyrophilin-like protein 1. NCBI's taxonomy places the organism in Eukaryota, Metazoa, Chordata, Mammalia, Rodentia, Muridae. Gene Ontology annotation, molecular function: signaling receptor binding. The transcript has 7 exons. The record is from RefSeq and is a predicted model, not a curated record. The coding region runs from base 378 to 1352 and encodes 324 amino acids. Gene Ontology annotation, biological process: regulation of cytokine production; T cell receptor signaling pathway. Gene Ontology annotation, cellular component: external side of plasma membrane.
GCCUGAAUAGGCAGGGACUCUAUUCUUGUUCCUGCCAUCUCCACUGCUGCUGUCUCUGUUGUCCUCAUGGUGGACACUGUUCCUGUACUGUCUCCACAGCUGCUGUCUGUGUCGUCUUCAUCAUCUCUGGAGAGGCUGUGACAACUUGAGUCAGGCUGUACUUCUUGUCUGCUGCCCUAGAAACCAUGAUCAUGGACCUAAGGCAACCGAAGGCUGUCACUGAGGAGAACAGAGCUUAAAGCUGUGAGAGCUCCUUGGAGAGGAAUGAGGUGUGAGAGGAGGAUCUGGGGUCUGCUGGGUCCCCUUGGCCCUGAGCUGCUCCUGAUGAAGUCACAGCCUUUCAAAGCUGGGGACAAAGAGAAGCAGCUCUGCCGGACAUGGAAAAUCACCACAAGCCCUCUGUACUCUACCAUGUGUCCUGUCUGUUUGUCCUUACACAGCUGCUUAGCUGGGUGACCACACAGGAGUUCCUGGUCUUUGGUCCCUCAGACCCCAUUGUGGCUGAGCUGGGUGGGGAAGCCAUCCUUCCCUGUUCCGUGUUUCCAGCCAUGAAUGUGGAGAACAUGGAGGAGCUGAGGUGGUUCCGCAGCAGAUUCUCAGAAGUCGUACUUGUCUAUCGGGACCAAGAGGAGCAGAAAAGAGAGCAGAUGCCUGGGUAUUCACAGCGCACCUUGCUGGUGAAGGACCAGUUCCAUCAAGGCACAGCUGCUGUGAGGAUCCAGAAUGUCCAGAUAUCAGAUAGUGGGAUGUACAUCUGCCACUUCAAACAGGGAGUGUUCUAUGAAGAGGCCAUCUUGGAACUGAAGGUGGCAGCAAUGGACUCAGUUCCUGAAGUGUACAUCAAAGGUCCGGAAGAUGGAGGAGUGUGUGUUAUGUGCAUGACCUCAGGGUGGUACCCGGAGCCUCAGGUACAUUGGAGAGACUCCAGAGGAGAGAAUCUCACAGCAUCCUCGGAGAUCCACCUUAAAGAUGCUCAAGGACUGUUCAGCACAGAGACGUCACUGGUGGUGAGAGACAGCUCUGUGAGGAAUGUGACCUGCUCCACCUUCAAUCCUGUCUUGGGCCAGGAGAAAGCCAUGACCAUGUUCCUCCCAGAGCCCUUCUUCCCCAAGGCCUCUCCCUGGAAACCAGUUUUUCUUGUGACCCUGACCAUGAUGGGACUACUAGUCGUUGGGGCAAGCUAUCUUCUCAGAAGGGAACGUUCUGCAAGGCUGAUCAUGCAGGAGAUGUUGGGGAAUCUUCAGUGUGUGAAGGAUAAGAAGACAAAGGAGUAUUUGCAGAUGACUGCUGAUCGAAGGAAAGCAGCUUACAUGGCAGAUUGGCGCAAGGAACACUUCCAGGCCUGUGAGUGA